Messenger RNA from Oxyura jamaicensis (ruddy duck), 1082 nucleotides. It is a transcript of the gene CCDC102B, whose product is annotated as coiled-coil domain containing 102B. The record is from RefSeq and is a predicted model, not a curated record. NCBI's taxonomy places the organism in Eukaryota, Metazoa, Chordata, Aves, Anseriformes, Anatidae.
AGGAUGCAGGAAAUUCUGUUGUUUACACAUGUCUCUGUAACACUGAGAAGCAAGAGGAGCCCAGAAAACCCAGAGGGUAAGGGGAGUGAAAUUACAUUAUGAAUCAAUACAUGAACAUAGGGUCUGUUCAGAAAAUAAUGGAAGAGACACAGGUUUUCAGGACCCAACCAAGACAACCUUAUAAAUCAGCUGAAGUUUGACAACCAGAUGGCAAUAUGUGUAAUUCAAAUCUUCCAUCUCAACAUUUCUAUCCAUAUUCAUCUAAUUAUACAUGUAUGCAUAUGAAUUACAGCAGCAAUUUGGAAAUUUUUGAAGCAGUAAAAAUUCGGGAACUGGAAGAACUCAAAGCCAGAGCUGCACAAAUGGAGAAGACCAUGCGCUGGUGGUCAGAUUGUACUGCUAACAACUGGAAGGAGAAACGGAGCAAAGUUAGAGCAGAAAGAAAUAAAGCCCAAGAGGAAGCAAGGCAAGUGAGAAUAAAAUCAGACAAUGUUGUAAAUGAAAUGAGUAUGCUUAAAAAGUUAAAUCAAGAUUUAGUAAGUGAGAAGGAAAAUUUAUAAAAUGUAACUACUUGGAAUACAGAAUGCAGUUGCUCAGAAAUAUCUCAUAUAAAACAAGACCUAAACCAGCUAACAUUUCCAGAACAAGAACCUGUGAAAGAACUGAGCAAAACCAAGAUUCCUGUGGCAGACAGCACAAAGAAGGAUGUGGAAAUAAUCAAAGACUCUUUAAGAAGCAAUCAAAAUAAUUAAAAAAAAAAAAAACAACAAAAAAAAACUCCAAAGCAUUCUGAUUCCUUUCCCCAUGGAAUUGCCAGUAUUUAUUUGGAGGUACCCAAAAGAAGUCUGGACAAUAUAGCCCAGAUAUCAGAGAAUGAUUUAAUACAUGUUUCUGUCUUGCAUUUGCAUUUGGCUGAGUUACAGAAAAUCUUACAGAAGGAAAGAGAAAUGAAUGUGUUUCUGGAAAAAUAGUGGAAAGGACAGCAAAUGAAUUAUCUCUUUGGAAAUAGAAAUAUGAAGAACUAAGACAAUCUAAGCUGGAAAGUCUGAACCAGGACCAUAGAAUAAUUCAAGCUGGAAAGA